ACUGCAUGUGGGGCAUCCUGGACCUGCACCACCUCGUGCGGGCCAACCGACCCUCAGGACAGGACCUGAGCCGCAGGGCUGCUCCCCGCCCCAAGCCUCCUGGAGGGGGCAGGGCUGCAGUUAAUAAUUACGGCUGCCCAGCCGGUCUCGGAGAUAGAUAGGGGCCAUCCAGGCACCGCCCUGCCACCGGCUCCUGCGGGGACAGAUAGCAAAGGUUACCGCGGCUCCGGAGGGACCCUCGGCUGCCGGUAUGGCUGCCUCUGAGGAGCCCCCCGGCUGCCCCGCGUGCGGGCCGUGCCCUGUGUUCCUGGCCAUGCGCUCGGGCGCCGUCCGCUAUGCCCCGGCGGGCCUGUGCCCUGUGCUGCAAGGGACCUCGGGAGAGGAGUCCUGGGGCGCAGAGAGCCUGCCUCAGCCAGACCAGGGCCUCCGGCCUCCCCUCUCCACUGUCCCAGGGCCCUGGAAGGGCGUGGACCCCAGCAGAGGCCACUGGCAGGCCCCUGGGCCCCCUGCCCAGGCCACUGUGGAGGGGGAGCCCCCUGGGGUCCAGGCUGCAGCCGCCACCCCGCUGGACGUGUCACGCCUGCGCAGCUCCUCCAUGGAGAUCCGCGAGAAGGGUGCAGAGUUCCUUCGGGAGGAGCUGCGGAGAGCCCAGAAGGAGCUGAAGCUGAAGGAUGCAGAGUGCGAGAGGCUGAGCCGCGUGCGGGAGCAGCUGGAGCGGGAGCUGGAGGAGCUGACGGCCAGCCUGUUCGAGGAGGCACACAAGAUGGUUCGAGAGGCCAACGUGAAGCAGGCGGCCUCAGAGAAGCAGCUGAAGGAGGCCCGGGGCAAGAUCGACAUGCUCCAGGCGGAGGUGACCGCCCUGAAGACCCUGGUUAUCACAUCCACGCCAGCCUCCCCCAACCACGAGCUGCACCCGCAGCUGCAGAGCCCGACCAAGGCUGGGCCCCGCAAGGGACACUCGCGGCACAAGAGCUCCAGCAGCGCCAUGUGCCCUGCUGCAGGACACGGCCUCCCGCAGGACAAGGAGGGCAGGGAGGUGGACUCCACGCUGUUCGCAGAGUUCCAGGCCUGGCGGGCGGCGCCCACGCUGGACAAGGCCUGCCCCUUCUUGGACAGGGUGCACCGCGAGGACGUGGGCCCCUGCCUGGACUUCGCCAUGCGCGAGCUCUCAGCGCUGGUGCGGGGCGCCGUGGAGGACAACACGCUCACCAUCGAGCCCGUGGCCUCACACUCGCAGCCCGGCACAAGGCCCGCCACGGAGUGUGUCCGCACCAGCACGUGCGCCCUGAGCGGGCUGAGCAGAACUUGCCGCCACCGCAUCCGGCUGGGGGACUCCGAGAGCCACUACUGCAUCUCACCGUCCUCCCGGGCCAGGAUUACGGCGGUGUGCAACUUCUUCACCUACAUCCGCUACAUCCAGCAGGGCCUGGUGCGGCAGGAUGUGGAACCGAUGUUCUGGGAGGUCACAAGGCUGCGGAAGGAGAUGUCGCUGGCCAAGCUGGGCUUCUUCCCCCAGGAGGCCUAGGGCGCAGCCGGCCUGGAGCAGCACCUGCCUCAGGGCAGCUAGCCCUGAGCCACAGCUGCAAGGAGGGACCAACGCCCACCCUGGAUGGACGCAAGGACAGGCGGCCCUGGAGCUCCGAGCUGAGCCUUCCACACCCCGCCAGGCAGUGCACAGGUGCAUCUCCAGAGAGCACCAUGGACCGAAGCACGGGGCUCC
This is a messenger RNA of Heterocephalus glaber (naked mole-rat), 1720 nucleotides long. RefSeq names its product RAB3A interacting protein like 1 (gene Rab3il1). Gene Ontology annotation, cellular component: Golgi to plasma membrane transport vesicle. Gene Ontology annotation, biological process: exocytosis. Gene Ontology annotation, molecular function: guanyl-nucleotide exchange factor activity. Lineage: Eukaryota; Metazoa; Chordata; Mammalia; Rodentia; Bathyergidae. The record is from RefSeq and is a predicted model, not a curated record.